AUGAGUGAGACCGACGACACUGAUGUGCUUUUAUUGAUACCACCAAAUUUCUUUCUCGUUAAUAGUUCAGGAUCUGAGGAUUCGUUUCUUGAAUCCUCGAGGACGGUCGUGCAUAAACCGGUUUCGUGCACUGCACAAGUUCUGGGCAAACUGGUCGACCAAGUUCACUCAUUAGAAUCGCGUUUGGAGUCGUUAGAACUGGACACAAGUAACGCAUUUUCGCGUGUUGGAUCUGCUAAACGUAAGGUAUGGGAUUCGGAAAGUCUUGACAGUCGCAGCCUUGAUCGGAAAUGUUUUACUUUCCCGCGCAGACGGCGUCGUAAGACUCGAAAAGAAAGAUAUAGAGACCUUUCGUUGACGAGUCUGGAUACAGUAACUACUCAAGAAAAAACUCCCUCAUUAAAUAACAAUAACACAACCUAUAAUAAUAACUUUGACUUAAAAUUCGUCGAAAGGUUAAAUGACACACAAAGUAUGGACGGAGAUAUCAGUAGCAUUGUGUCAACCCCGAACAAGAAGAACGAUAGACUUCUUCUGCAUGAGAUAGACGAAUUCCUCACAAAAGUAGAAUCGUAUGAUACACCUGACACUCGGAGCAAGGAACAGUCAAUAAAUCCCGAAAAUGUCAUUAAAGCAACAGGUGAUUAUUUAUCUCAGAAAUUGGAAACAAAAAAUACUGAUGAGGUCCAACUACCGAGUGGUCGAGUUGUGACAAACGCAGUUUUAGAUAAGUAUAUUUAUUUAGUUAAGAAUAAUCAACCUGCAACAGGAACGUCAACGAGCUUACAAUCUGAUGACACAUCGAACUUUGCUUCACGCUCGAAGCCAGACACGAAAUCUCCGAGUACUAGAAAGUUGAAUUUUUCAGAAAAUAAAGAUGUACAACCAACGUCAACUCCUAAAAAAAAUAAUCAAUCUAGCUCAAAUUACUCAAACACUUUCAAACCAUCAUCGAACAAAAUUCUGGACAGAGCUUCAAAAGUACUUGAGCAUUAUAAGUCUCAAAGCUACAGCCAUAACACUCAAAGUUCGAUAACGGAUGCCAGCGAUGUCACAUCUUUAAAGAGAGAAGAGUUCAAAAUGCCACAAAUGAGACCAUUUGGCCUAAACAAUAGGGAUUUUAAAAUAGAUUCUAUAGAUACAGAUCUGUUGAGUUUGAGUGAACUUUGGGGGGAAAAAGGUGAUCGAGUUGAAAAGGCCGAGAGUAUCAAAUUAGAAGAGGAGAGAUUGAAACGAGAGCACUGUGAAGCAAUGAUCCAACAGUUGCAAAGGAAAAUUCUUGAACAGCAAGAAAAAUUAGCCGUCGCAAUCAAAGUGGACAGAGCAAAGGAUGCAGCCAUCAAUAAACUAAAAGAUGCCUGGCUCCGACUCACGAGUAGCCUCGAUAAAGCUGAAGAAAGACACCGAUCGGCUUUAGAUAAAAUGGUUCAUGAAGUGGAAAAUUUUAAGACAGUGGCUGGUGAAGCUCAAAAGAAAACGAGUCAGUUUGAAACGGAAAUGUACAAAGCAUUAGAUCUAGCCCAUGAUUAUCAAGAGAAAUGCAAACAGCUAACGAAUGAAAAAACCGAAAUACAAGAAAAUAUGUUAAAAGCUAUCGAGACCAAGGAUGAAACGAUAAAAUUAAAAGAAAGAGAAAUAGAAGUUUCGAAAGAGAAUUAUGAAACUGUGAUGCGGCUUAAUAAACAGUCAACAGACUGUGUUAAAAAUCUUGAAGAAGCUUUGGAAAAGGAAAGAUCCGAUCAUGAAGCAACAAAAUGUAAAAUAAUUGAAUUAAAUCACAAAUUAGACUUGAUGUGUGAUGAGAAAAAGCUCAUACAAGACGAGAGAGAUAUCCUCAAGGAGAAGGUCAACGAAGAAAGGUCACGGUGUAAUAUGAUGGAACGGCAGAUAUGUGACUCUCAGAAUCAGAUCAGUGAGCUUUUGAAGAAAUAUGACACAAUAGACGAGGAAGCAAAAACUCUCCGGCGGCAGCUGGAAAUCCAGAAAUGUGAGCUAAAGAUUCACUACCAGGGUCAGUUGGAGACCGCCGUACUUUCCAAGCUGAAAGAGUUCCAAAAACAACUCGAUAGAGCUUCAGAGGAACUGGAGGUGGCCGCCAGUGAGCGGGAGACACUUCUUGUGGAUUCUUUCAAUAAGCAGAUCUUGAGGAUUGAAGAGCAACACAAACUAGAAAUAAACGUUUUAGAAGAGAAGCAGAGAGAAGAAAUUAAAUUGUAUAGACUUCAACUCGCUCAGGCCAGCGAGAAAAUCAGUCUUUUGGAGAGCAAGCUGGCCAGCUUCCGGCGCCGCCGCUCGCAGAUCGCGUCCCAACUGCACGGCGUGAUGGAGGCGCAGUGGCGCCAGGCGCUGCGCAUCCUCACCGGGGGCUCGAACCCCGCAUACCCCACCCCCGACCUGACGCUCCCCUCCCCCGCGGCCACCCCCGCUCCAGACCCGCCCCUGGACGCACUCAGUGAUCACGAUCUACAACACUACGUUAAAAUGCUCCUAACUAAACCUCCAAACUUCGAUACCGACUCUCCACCAAACCCGAGCGACGCUAAGGAACUAAACGAAGAGCCAACGAGCGACCGACCGGACCGGAACGACCGGAAUAACCGGGUCCGAAGGAGUCUUACCGGUGGGAAACCGCCUUGGAAAGCCUAG
Molecule: messenger RNA, 2646 nt
Organism: Melitaea cinxia (Glanville fritillary)
Lineage: Eukaryota; Metazoa; Arthropoda; Insecta; Lepidoptera; Nymphalidae
Gene: Cnb
Product: putative leucine-rich repeat-containing protein DDB_G0290503
Exons: 9
Coding region: 1-2646 (881 amino acids)
Biological process (GO): centriole replication; mitotic cytokinetic process; regulation of cilium assembly
Cellular component (GO): centrosome; centriole
Source: RefSeq, a predicted model, not a curated record